CAGUUGGUUGGUGUCAUUCCUUGCGUUCGCGUUCGCGAUGAGGCUGCUUUCGCUGCUUCAAUUGUUGGUGUUGGUGUGCGCCGCGCUCGCCGUCCACGACGACUGCCACACGCACCCCCUUUGCCGCGUCGACGACGUUGCCGACGACGUCGACGUGCUUGCCUCCACACCCGCCGCCGCCCUCGACCAACAACCUACCGAGGAGACGCAGCUCGAGCCCACGCCGCACAUCGCGGAUAAUAUUAACCUCAGCGCUGAAAGCAAGGUGCAGGAGCCGGACUCGUCCGAGUCGAGCGUGGAGCGGAGCGGCGGCGGCAUGAGCGGCGGCGGCUCGAGCGGGGGCAGCAGCAACAACAUGCUGUCGACGCUGGUGUUCCCGCAGGUGCCGCGCGGCGAUUUGUACAAACUGCAGACGUUCGGACUGGGCGACGGCUUCUUCAUCUUCAGCUACGUGGCCAGUCUGCUCGGCGUCCUCCAACCCGCCGACUACCCCCUUGAGCUGGCCAACGACGCCAUGCAAAGGCGACUCUCGCUCUCCGACCUGCUCGUCAAGUCGCUGAGCUUCGAGCCGGGCUUCGUGUCGUUCCUGGCGGUGUGCGGCGUGCUGGCGUUGCUGGCGCCGCUCGGCCUCGCCAUCCUCGGCUGCGUGGCGGCGUCGCGCAAGUGCAAGAGCGGCGCCGGCGGCGCCGGCAAGGAGACUGCGGACGACGCCAGCAACUCCAGUUGCGACAGCCUGCGCGACACCUGCGGAAACUGCAGACGCAGGACCGUCCUCUGCUUCUUGCAACUCCUCGUCGUCCUCAUUGCUGCGGGGAUUACGGGCAUCUUCGUGGCCAACGAGCAGCUGGGCUCCGGGAUGGACCGUUCGGGGGCGGUGAUGAACGCCGCCUUCGGCGACCUGUCCACCUUCCUGCGCAACUCGCACCGCCAGCUCCAGUUCGUGGUCGGCAGCGCCCUCGACCAGACCGUCGAGGCCACCGUCACCGACUUGGACAACAUUGAGUCGAUCCUCGGGCGUCCGAUCCAGCGCGAGAUCGCCGGCGAAACGGGGGUCGACGUCGCCAUGGACGUCUUGAUGGACAUCAGCAUGUCGACGCACAACAUCGCGGAGAAGGGCGUGAUGCUGCAGCAGAGCGCCGGGGCAGUGCGUCAGCUUUCGCGCACCACGCAGGAGCGGCUAAUCGAGCUGAAGAUGCAGGUCGACUCCUUCCGCCGCACCUGCAACCUGCGCGACAGGCCACUCUGCGACACCGUCGACUCCGCAGGACUGGACGUCAAAAUUGACUUGGAAAGGAUCAUGAACGACGUCCGUUUGGCGGAUUUGCGUCGGCUGCGCAACGACAGCCUCAGCUCGAUGGCCCAGCAGGCGCGCAGCGAGUUCCAGUUCAUCCCGCACCAGAUGGCGGCCACCACCCGCGAAGCCCGACUCGGCGUGAAGCGCGAGUUGGACAUGCAACGCAUCAUGAUCAAGGAGCAGCUGCGCGGUUUGGACGACCUGUCCAAGCACCUGUCCACCAAGGUGGAGAAGAUGCGCGACUGGACCCUGCGCAAACUGGACGACGUGCCGCAGAUCGAGGAGUGGCGCUGGCUCACCGGCCUUUUGACUGCCUCGUCCGUGCUGAUGAUCUGGACCGUAAUGAUGUCGGCCAUCAGUUGCGGCUGCUGCGGCUCGGAACGCAAGGCUGGAUGCACCCUUAUCUUUGCUUUGUUGCUGUUGGCGGUGCUGUCGGUGGCGUUGUGGGCCGUGCUUUUGGCCGCUCUGGUGGUCGGCGGCCACGGCCAGCUGUUCGUGUGCCGGCCGCUGUACGAGGAGCCCGACUUCUCGGUGCUCACCGCGCUCUUCGACCGGCCAAACAUGUACUACGGCUCCGGCAAACCGGGUCUCUUCUCCAACGUCGGAUUCAAGAAUGAAACGCUCGACGUCCCGAUCCGCACUGUUCUUGCUGAGUGCCGGGACAACCGUCCAGCGUACGAGACGUUCAAGCUGUCGAAAGUGUUCGACGCGGAGGGGGCGACGGCGUUCAAGACGUGGCACGGACUGCACGCCGAGCUGGACCGGAUGAGCGUGGACCAGAGCUUCCGCAAUUUGCAGCUCCUCACGCCGAGUCUGCAGAAGACGCUGCAGGGUCUGCUGGACACCACGUCCGUCGACCUGUCAAGCCUCCGGUCGGGGUUAAGUGGCAGUGUGACCGCGAAAGACCUGACCUCGUUCGCCAAGCAGAUGGAAAAUGUCGCUAACCAGAUUAAAGAUGGAGCCACGGCUGGAAGGCUCGGCUCUCUCGUGACUAAAACUCGCAGACUCAUCAGCACCAAUAUUUUACCGCUCGAAACCAGAAGAGACGAGUUGGUGUACCAGCUGACGGCGCUGGAGGUGCAGUUGAUGCCGAUCGAGAAGCAAAUAACGCAGAGCAUGUCGCAUUUGAAGACGAUUCAAUACUUCGUCGGCAACCAAGGCACCGCCAUUGCGCAAGAAAAAAUGCGGCAGUUUGUGGAGCGCAUCCUCAACUACGUGGCGCAGUUCCAAGAGUACGUGCUCGACUCGGUGCACAACACGGUGGCGCCCUGUCGACCGGUGUGGAACGUCUUUCAGGGCGUCCGGCAGCUCCUCUGCCGCCACCUCGUCGAUCCGCUCAACGGGUUGUGGUUCUGCACGAUGUGGUGCAUGGUGCUGUUCCUGCUCGCCACGCCGACCAGCAUAAAACUGAUCGGCUACUUUGACAAACUGCGCAAGUCCAGCCUGCUGGCCAGAACUCAAAUUGGCAGGAGCCAAGAGUCGCCGCCCGGCCCGAACUGGACGUCGCCAGACAGCGAGCCAGUUCAGGUGGAUAUCUGGUAGAGAAAAGCAAUCAGGGACACAGCACGCGCGUUAUUUUAAACUUUCUUUUCUACUUUUAUUGUCUAUGUUUGCAGCACAUAAAUCUAAGCCAUUGUUAUUAUAUAUUGUAAUUCUUAAGUGGAAAAAUACAAAAAUCUUACACACGCA
Cloeon dipterum is the source of this 2983-nucleotide messenger RNA. RefSeq names its product prominin (gene prom). The transcript is spliced from 18 exons. Lineage: Eukaryota; Metazoa; Arthropoda; Insecta; Ephemeroptera; Baetidae. Bases 38 to 2836 code for a protein of 932 amino acids. The record is from RefSeq and is a predicted model, not a curated record. Gene Ontology annotation, cellular component: membrane.